Molecule: messenger RNA, 855 nt
Organism: Lagenorhynchus albirostris (white-beaked dolphin)
Lineage: Eukaryota; Metazoa; Chordata; Mammalia; Artiodactyla; Delphinidae
Product: basic salivary proline-rich protein 4-like
Exons: 3
Coding region: 1-855 (284 amino acids)
Source: RefSeq, a predicted model, not a curated record
AUGACGCUGGUCAGACCACCGAUGACCAGCUUCAUGAUGACCGUCAGAGCUGACUGCAUUGUUUCUGCACCGCCCAGCGAUCUCCCGGGGCGCCGCCGCCGAGCCCACCCCACGCCCACCUGCACGGCAGGCCCGGGAGCACCUGAAACCCGGGGCCGGCGUCCGCGCUACCGCACCUGCCUGUCCGGGUCCGCGGGUCCCCGCGGCAGAGCAAAGGUCACGGCCGGAGCCGAGCGCGUCGUCCAGCAGGAAGUGACGACCACCCGACUCAGGCCCGGCACCCUGUGGCGAGGCGGCCCCCACGAGGACCAGAGCGCGCCAGACGGGGAGGCAGGGACCAGGGGUUCCGGGGUGGUCGGCGCGGACGCGGGGGGCGAGGUCCGGCCGCCCGGACGCCUGCGCGGGCGCCCGGGGCAGGGGGCGGCCGGCCAGCGCCUCCCGGCUCCACACCCCGCGGUAGGCAGGGCAGCCCCCGUCCCCGCGACCCCCGCCCCGCCCCCACGACCCCACGACUCCACGACCCCACGACCGCGGGCGGCGGGCCGGGCCGAGGGGCCGCUCACUCACCGUUCGCUCGCCGGGCCGAGCCCGCGGGUCCCGCCGCCCCGCCGCCGCUCGCAGUCGCUAGCCGGUCCCCGGCGCCGCGGCCGCCCCCUGCCCCAUGGCCACCCCCUGCCCCACGGCCACCCGGCCCGCGGCGCCGGCCCGCCUAGCAUCAAUGCCGCCACGCCGCCAGUGCGCACGCGCGCCCCCUCCUGCCGCGCGCAUGCGCCUCCGGAGCCAUACGCAAGCGCUCCGCGCCCGCCCCGCCCCGCGCGUGUGGGGCGGCCCGCAAGGACACCGGGCAGGGACUAG